Messenger RNA from Platichthys flesus (European flounder), 1582 nucleotides. RefSeq names its product peroxisomal biogenesis factor 10 (gene pex10). The coding region runs from base 323 to 1300 and encodes 325 amino acids. The record is from RefSeq and is a predicted model, not a curated record. NCBI's taxonomy places the organism in Eukaryota, Metazoa, Chordata, Actinopteri, Pleuronectiformes, Pleuronectidae. The transcript has 6 exons. Gene Ontology annotation, cellular component: peroxisomal membrane. Gene Ontology annotation, molecular function: zinc ion binding. Gene Ontology annotation, biological process: protein import into peroxisome matrix.
UUACAGAGCAGCAACUUCCCAUGUGUCCUUUCGGAGGAAGUUUCGCUAAGUAUUGUAGAGAAUAUUGGUGUAAUAUAACGGCAUUAUCUGACAGAUGACAGCUAGCCUAAUAGCGGUGCUGUGGACUCUUUAGCUAUAGCUCGGUAGGUUUUUGAAAGUGUUUGACAGGAGUGAUUGACAGCUGCUGCUUGGAUACAGCGGUAGAGACGCAGGUUUCAGAGUGAAACUCUUCGGUCAGUGGACAUGAAUAUUUCACCGUGAACUGCAACAUAACUGCGUUUGCUAGCGUCGGACAUCGCCUUCUGUCUGUUUCGAGCUAACGAUGCCCCUCGGCCCUGCUAACCAUUCUCAGUUGAUUCGCUCCAUCCAGAAGGACGAAUACUAUCAAACUUGCCUGAAAAACAACAGCAACGAAGCUUUUCAGACACUUGCUGGUUCCAAACGAUGGUUGGACUGGAGGAAAGAGAUAGAGCUGCUGUCAGAUUUUGUCUACUAUGGUUUAACAACAUUCUCCGGUUACCAAACUCUUGGUGAGGAGUAUGUCAGCAUCGUGCAGGUGGAUCCCAGUAAACGGCACAUCCCCUCCCGGGCAAGACGAGGCUUCUUUGUCCUCUGUCAUGCCCUCUUGCCGUAUCUCCUGGACAAGGUCCUGGUGUGCCUGGAGAACGAGCUGGGUGGUGGGCAGGAGAGCCUCAGCGGUGUCAGGCGGCGGCAGACAGCUGCCGGGACAUGGAGCCUGGAGGCUUGGCUGAGGAGGUGGGUGCAGACAGCAGUGGGGCUGUUGUCAGAGCCACAGAGGACAGCGUGCCUGCCGGCCAUUUGUGUCCUCCGACAGGGUCUGACCCUCCUGCACCAGUUCCAUGUGGCUAUGUUCUACCUCAGUGGCUGUUUUUAUCACCUAUCCAAGAGGAUGGCUGGUAUCAGCUAUCUGCAUGUGAUGGGGCGACACAGCAGUGACGGGACCAUCAGGAGCAGCUACAGGCUGCUAGGUGCCGUGUCCCUCCUUCAGCUGGUCAUCACUGUUUGUCUCCAGCUUAACAAUUUCAGACAGAGACAGAGAGCCAGGAUGGAGUGGAAGCUCUACAGAAAGCUCAGUCCUCAGCGCACAAAGAGCUCAAGCUCCAGAGUUGCCCGCUGUAUCCUCUGUCUGGAGGAGAGGAGACACUCCACCUCCACCCCCUGUGGACACCUCUUCUGCUGGGAGUGCAUCACAGAGUGGUGCAACACCAAGGCAGAGUGCCCCCUUUGUCGGGAGAAGUUCCAGCCUCACAGACUGGUGUACCUCAGGAACUACAGCUAGAUCUACAGAGCCAGACAUCGAACAUACACAGACUUUAAUACUUGCCCCUCGGGAACACAAGAAGACCGAAAUAAUGUUUUACAACUUUAACUUGGUGUUCCAACAUAUUGUUUCUUCUUCAGGUUUAACCUUUGUUAUUUUUGUUAUUUUCUAUUUUUGUUUAUUAACAGAAGAGAAGCUGUCGAAUUCAAAUGAAACUUUGAAUCGUCUCAAUAAAAUUGUGUAAAUAUCACUUCUAUAUAAAACUUUACAAAGAGGAUAAUAAAUUGCAGUUCAUUUACA